AGGGCGCGUAGGCCCCUACUUUAUUUCGCGCUGAAAAUCAACCAUACCUCAGAAGUCAGAAGAAACAAACCAAUCCCUUUCCCGGUCGCCAUUACUGCACUGUUACUUUUUCUCUUAGUUCCUACCACUGCUCCGUCGCAAGCAUUUCACUUCUUUGUUCGCUUGUUGUAAAUUUUCGUUGCGAUUCGAAUUUGCGAUGGAGAAGGAGAAGUCGUCGCCUAGUCUGAAACCCUGCGAGUUCUGCAACUCCGCACCGGCGAUUCUACACUGCGACUCCGAUGCUGCGAACCUCUGCUUGCUCUGCGACCGACGGGUCCACUCCGCCAACGACGUCUCCAUCAAGCAUUUGCGAACCCCUCUCUGCCAAAUCUGCGGGGACAGAAUCGCCUCUUUUCGCCGGGAUAAGGUUAACCUCGUGGCGUGCGAAGAAUGUGACGAGCGGGAGAGUAGAGAAGAGGAAGAGGAGGGAAUCGGGGGUGUUCCGUCGCGAAUUCCGGUCAAAGGGUUCGCAGGCUGUCCUCCUUCGCUCGAAAUCGCGGCCGCGUUUGGGGUCGACUCGAGAUCUCGAUUUCAGGGGGGUUCCGGCGGUAGUUCGAGGUGGGAAGUUUACAGGCAGCUGACGGAGUUGGAAUCUGAUGAAUUGGAGGUGAGAGCUAAGAAGGAGCAGGAAGAGGAGGAAGAAGAAUGGAGGGUAUUGCGGGAGACGCCGUUCAGUUCUUUGCUGGCGUCGCCGGAUCGAGUUGAGGAUAAAGGAGAAAGCUUUUGGGUUGCUGAUGGGGAUCUUAUGUGGAGCCAUAAUCCUGCUUUUGAAACUGCUCAGAUAUUGGAUUUCCAGCUUGGGGUUUCAGCAGGUUAUGCUGUAAAUGAUCCUGAUAUCACAGUCGAGCAUCACAGCAAUCCAAAUGAACAAGCCAAUUCAUUUGAUGAGCCAGAAAACGCUCCGAAUCACAAGGAUUCUUCAUCCAGAAAUAGUUGUACUGACGAACCAACAAAAAUGGAAGCAUCUCUAGAAUCCAAGGUUGUCGAAGAGGCUCAAACUUGUUGUGGGAAUGAAGAUUGGAACACUGAAGCUGCAGAUUGGUUGAAGGCGAAAGUUGACUUUGCUCAGAAUAGAGGGAAUGCUAUGUUGAGGUACAAGGAGAAGAAGAAGAAUCGAAGGUAUGAGAAGCGAAUCCGGUAUGAGUCGAGGAAAACUGGAGCUGAGUCAAGGAAGCGGGUUCAAGCUCAGUCUGAUCUUCAGAGAGCUCUCAAAGGAUUAGUCCCUAAAGAUCUUAUUGAUCGAUUAGCCGGUCUUCGAAGUCAGAUUAUAUUGAUAGCUGAGGAUACAGGUGGAUCUGCUAUGGUAGAAUUGAAGAGAGGUUUGGAUGACUACUUGUCUCUUCUCAUUGGUCUAACUAGGAAAGAACAUGGAAUUGAAGACUUGGUUGAGUUCAGGUGGAAAAACUUAAAAGAUGGCAGACAGGAAGCUGGUGUAUCAAACUGCUGGUUUGAAUUGUUAUCAGUUGUUCAUAUGAUGGCAAUGCUGACUUUGGCAGAGGCUAACUCAUUGAUGAUCCCAAAGGAUUAUUCUGAUUCAGGCAUAAGGGUUGUUUCUUCAGAUUGUAAGAGGGAAGCUGUUGAUUUACUGCUGAAGGCCUCAGGUUACCUGGAAUUCUGUAUUCAUGAAGUAUUGACUCAUAUACCACCAGAAAUCAAGACAAGUUUUCCUAAGGACUUGCAAGAUGGUGUGCUGGAUGCUAUAUCAAUUCAAGCUUUAGGCCAGGCUUAUCAGAGCUUGUCAGGAUCUGACAUGAGCGAUGGCUAUGGAAAGAAGCAUCUCAGCUUCAUCAAGUGGAAGUACCUUGAAGCGAAGGCUGCAGCUUAUUACUUUCAUGGCCACAUUCUUGACAAAGGGAGUGAACCGACCUGCCAUGUCAGUGCAGUCUGCUGUUUCCUUGCUGCAGAAGGACUUCUCACUGAGAGCAAGAGAGCCUGCUUAAGCUUCUGCCUCUCAGCUCCCGUUAGCAGAUCUCCUCCGCCAUGGGGAGCUAUGAAGUAUUUGUAUCAGAAAAUCCCUGAAAUUGCUGCAAAGAAGUCUGAAAUGUAUGGCUACCUAUUGGAGGAAGAAAAGGCUCUACAGUCAUUACCAGAGCUACCAGAUUUCCAGCUCUCAUUAAGGCCAGAUGACUACGAACUCCCAGAAACCGACCAAGCUUGGGACAGUAAGAACUGGGAAAUCCAGAGCCAAGCCUUGAAAGAUCACCUCCAAGACAGUGAAGGAGAAGAAGAGAGCUGAAAGCAACAAAGGGUAAAUAAAAAGAACCAUACUUUUGAGGGACUUUGGAUCCCAAAAACACUCUCUCUUUUGUUCCAAUCUACUGUGUGAAAACAUUACUCCUUACUCAAUUCAACAAUCCUCUUUGUUCUUAUAUGUAUAGCUUGAGAAAGGAUGGAAAACUAUUACAUACGGGCAAGUGUGAUUACUGAAUAUUACUCAACCAGUGGACCAGACCUUUUGGUUUACAUCAUACACUGAAACUUUCCUAUAUAUAAUCCUGCACAAAUCCACACGACCACACCCCAUAAGCACUCACAAUCUCUCAACUCUCUUUACCAUAGAGUAAACCUUUAGUAGGGGGUUAAAUAUAGGGUAAUGUGGGUUUUUAGUGAGGAGAAGAAGAGGCUGCUAGUUUGCUGGCACAGACAAAGGUGAGAGCCAAGUAAGUGCAAAGAACCAUGUAAGACAAGACAACCGAAGCCAACAUUUUGUGGCAGAAGUUAGGAACAUUCUCACAGAAGGACAUCCAUCCAAUCUCUUCUAUCCCAUCGUAGCCCACAAGUCCUAUAGCUGUUGCUGCUCCACACGCAGCAGUCAUUAGCCCCAUCAUCACCUGCAUUGUUUUUUGUUUUUUUUUUACAAUGUUAUCAUCGUAUAAUGACAGACAUCAUAAGCUAAACACAAACUUCGAUCGUUUGGAUGAAGAUGGUUCCACUUGGGAAUGUUUCUGUGCUAGGUAUAUGUACUUUACCAGCUUGUUACCCAACUUAGAGCUCUAACAAUAAAGAAUUACAGUAUGCAACUCAACUGAACCCACAGCACUUUGAUGAAGGUGAAAAAUGAUAGUAAGGAAGGAACAAAAGCAGUGUUGGGUAACCAUGAGGGAUGGAGUAAAUGCUGUUCAACGGUAUUUUGAAAAUUCAUCCUCUGCAAGUUUGGUGCCUGAAAUCUAGAUGGCACAUUCAAUAGGACAUUACUUUUUGGCAGGGUGCUCAUAAAUGUUCGCCAUAUACCCUACUCAAAUUAGAUCCAGUAUAAAGUCAUGGGCAGUGACCCAAAAUGAUAGGAUUCCACUUAAUUUGGCAAAUGGGAUAGUGAUCUUAAUCACUUUCACACAUGAUCAUUAUGAAUCCUACUACUACUCAUGAAAUGAUAUUUAACCAUUAUGAUUACACCAAAACUCGCUUGCUCUAAAGCUAUAUGUACAUUCAUUCAUCAUCACUAGAUUAACCUAUAGCCUCUGUGAUUCAGCCUAAAUUCAUUCGGUCGGAUCCGGUUAUCAUCAGAAUAGCCCAUUUAACCUCUCAUUAAUUAGUUCAUUACCAGGAAUCCAAAACACCUGACCCCGAUCCCUUUGCUUCCUCCACUGGGCCACGGUAGUAAAGACAGAAACUUUACGAGAGAAAGAGAGAGUUUUACCAUUUCAUGCAGUAAGAGGUAGAAAAGGUUGAGAGGCGACUGAGCUGCAGAGGAGCUGCUCUUUCCCAGCUGUGGCAAGAUAAAGAACAGGGACACCACUACUAAGAAGGAUAUAGUAAGCCAUGAAGAACUCAACUUGAAAGCAGUGGAGUAGGUGAAGCGAGCGGAGAAGGGGAUCCCAUAAACGAGGACGUUCUGGUUGCUGGUGACCAUGACGCAGAUUGCAGAGGCCGUGAAGGCUAUGGCUAAGAUCUUGAGCGCAGUCAGCUGAGCCACUAAUCGAUUCCACAUCUCGUGCUGCUGCUGGCCUCUUGAUGCUGCCGUUGAUGAUGGCUUCCCUGCCUCCAUUGUAGAACCAGAGCAGAGUUUUCUUUUUUAUUUUCCCUUGUAGGAGAGUGAUGGUUAGUUUUGGAAUUGAAUGGAGAGGGUGACAGAGGGAGAUAUAGAGAGAUGAUCUGGUAUUUAUGGUGGG
This is a messenger RNA of Linum tenue, 4148 nucleotides long. Lineage: Eukaryota; Viridiplantae; Streptophyta; Magnoliopsida; Malpighiales; Linaceae. The record is from the annotation of a GenBank genome assembly.